AUGGCUUCGUCUCGUUCACUGGGACUAGAAGCAGACUGUGCGCUCUCGCUGGGUCCCAUGUGGCAAUCACAAGACAGGCUUGAGAGAAGUCCAGACUCAUCUGCGAGACAACACUCGAACGACGGCCUACCACCUUCUAAAAAACGGGCUCGAGAAGAUGGUGCUAGCGAGAGAGAAAUUACCUUUAGCAAAGCCACCAGGGAGAAGUUGCGACGCGAUAGAUUAAACGACAGAUUUCAAGAACUUGCAAGGGAGCUUGGUCCGUCGGCAACCGUCAAGGUGGAUAAGGCGGUCCUCCUGACGGAAGCUGUCCGGCUGCUUGUCCGUUUGAGAGCUGAAGCCGCAAGCCUGUUGACGAGUAACCAGCAGCUUCAGGAUCAAAUCAAGGAGCUCAAGGUUGAGAAAUCUGAGCUGAGAGAAGAGAAAUCUCGCCUGAAAGCUGAGCGGGAUCGUCUGCGGUUGCACCUCGAUGAACUCACAGCUCCCACCAGGACCAACGGAAUCUUAGGCCAGUCGUCAGCUACAGUUUUGCAGCCGCAAACAGCGUCGCACGCGUCAUACCCCGCACACCAAACGCCUGUCAAGGUUGAAGCUGUGCGGUUGCCUCACCACCAGCACCUGACUAUGUGGCAAUUCCUCCCAUCCGGCGUGGCUGAUGCAUCUGCAGAUCGGUUUUUGACGCCUCCUGUGGCGUAA
This is a messenger RNA of Closterium sp. Naga37s-1, 696 nucleotides long. The record is from the annotation of a GenBank genome assembly. Lineage: Eukaryota; Viridiplantae; Streptophyta; Zygnematophyceae; Desmidiales; Closteriaceae.